Molecule: messenger RNA, 1704 nt
Organism: Aplysia californica (California sea hare)
Lineage: Eukaryota; Metazoa; Mollusca; Gastropoda; Aplysiida; Aplysiidae
Exons: 2
Coding region: 777-1607 (276 amino acids)
Biological process (GO): G protein-coupled receptor signaling pathway, coupled to cyclic nucleotide second messenger; chemical synaptic transmission
Cellular component (GO): dendrite; membrane
Molecular function (GO): neurotransmitter receptor activity; G protein-coupled serotonin receptor activity
Source: RefSeq, a predicted model, not a curated record
CCAGGUAUACCAACGAUAUAACACAGUGAACAACCUCUCUCGCCCUCUCCAUCUCAGCCUGAUCCACCCGCUCACAGAACGGAACUCACAUUCACACCACACACAGCUCUCCCACGCCAUCCCGUCAAGCCCCUGGAUUAGACGAACAAGUUCUUCACAUGUUGUCAGUUUCCUGACCGCUCCUGCUGUCCGCCCCCGAGUGGCUGCCCACCGCCAUCUGGCAACUGACCUCAUCAGGACGACAUUCUGUCACAUCUCUGAACGUCCUGUCACGCCAGUCUUCUCCAAAAACUCCUGAAAUUGUACGACCCACGCUCAGAGAAUGAUCUCGACGUGUAGGAGUUUUUCUCGUCUGUCUGUUGGUAGAGCAGUUCAGGAAACAUUUCUCGCCACGUCAAGAACAUGAGUCGUAUUUCCGUCCAGAUGUCCGAAAGGACAAGAAGUAGGCAACGGUGUUUUUGUGAAACUUUUGUACACACGAAGUAACAUAUUAUGUGUGAAGGGACAAUGUGCUGUUAUCGGAUUGUUAUUGAAGGCUGCUUACUAAAUGUUAACGUUUUACAAAGAGAUGAAACUUGAGAUUUUUCGAACUCACAAAAAGAUAUGUUGUAAAUACGGGUUUGUAGAGUGAUGCUAUUCGAAACAAACAAAAAUUAAUGUAACAAAAUGUGUUUCUAGAGUGAUUACUUUUUAAAGAAUCAAGUAAACAUAAGAAUGUUCUCUUUGGGGAACUUGUUUUACCUCCCCUUGACGUGAACCACCCACCGCUCGAUUCCAUGACAGCCGCCUGUACACGCCUCGUUGUCCUAAUGGCGCGAGUGACGACAGCAUUAUCUGUGAUGACGUCAGGACUUCCUGCGAUGACGUACACAUCAGGGAGCGCAGACGGGCUUCACCGUGGAGGUAGUCCCAGCUUCAGCCCCGCAAUCACUGACAAAACUAACAACAACAAUAACAACAACAACAACUACAAUAACAACAAUAACAUCAAUAACAGCAACAACAGUAUCAGCAUCAGCGGUGAGAAGGUAGUUGGCUUGUCUCGGCUGAACAAUUACGUCCUCACCAGCAACAACAACUACAACAACAACAACAGUAGCAGUAACAACCUCGAUAAUAGCGCCAUUAAAGGCAACACAGAGCUUCACAACAACAACAACAACAACAACAACAACAACAAUAAUAAUAAUAACAACAACCUUUACAAUCCUAACAACAGCAUCGUGUUCGUCGGAGGACCCCGAAAUGCCAACAUGACAACUCCUAUGACGUCAGCGGAUGUAUCCGAGGAGCGGCCCUUGCAGUGGGGCAUGCUGGGUCUCACACUGAUCAUAUUGUGUACGGCAGUGGGGAAUUUGCUGGUCUGUUUGGCUGUGUGCUGGGAGAAACGUCUUCAGAAUAUGACCAACUAUUUCCUCAUGUCUCUGGCUAUCGCGGAUUUCUUAGUCUCCUUGCUGGUGAUGCCCCUCGGCAUGGUGGUCGAGAUGUUUGGUGUCCACCAAAACUCAAUAUUGACCCUAGAGAAGCGAGACAGAUUCGUAGACGUCCUGAACUUGUGGCAAAGAGACGGAAUAUUUGUCUGUGCGGCUCCGAUUACAGCAUCGUGAGCAUUGAUUCCUGAUGGCGGGAUCCUACAGCUACAUACAGCCGUCACUUUUGCUCGCUCUACGUCACGUGUUCUUGUAAUGCUGCGUCUUCUCUAAA